AUGCCCGGUGUUCGACGUGUCCAUAAUUGGACCAGAGGCGUCAGAAAAGUGAUAUAUAAGCAGUGCCCUUUGGUCAGCUUCGCACUCAGCAACGACCUUUUCCAGCUCCAUAGACGGACUAAUUUCUACCUCACCAACCACGUCGUCCUGGCUACCUUGACAAUGGCCUCGGACCCAUUCUUGGAUUUUUGCGACCAGCUCAAAGAGAUGUCGUCCGCAAGUACUGACGAGUGGUCAUUCUUCUCACCGGCCCCAGUAGAGCCCGCGCAGGUCAACGAACCUCAGAACCCAGAGUACUCUCCUGCCGUGCCUAAUCUCGAUAUUAUCAGUGGCAUCACUGAGGACUUGCGCUUUCCCAAAUCACAAGGGGCUCCUAGCGCCGGGAGUGGGUGUUCAGAGAUGAACCCCAUAGAGAUGCUGCUCGAAUCCCCUGCCGGAAACUACCCUAGUCAAACACCUGCUGCACAAGAGCCCGUAUCGGUCAUGAGUUACGCGUGGCCAACACAUCAAGCCGCAGCACCCUACUACGGCAUACCAUAUAUUGAACAGCCCCGCUACCUCGAGCAAGCGGUUACUCCUGCGACUCUCAUGCACUGGUAUACAAUGGGAUACAACACCGGAGUUGCUCUUCAUGGGCCCCAUGUUGCGCCUUAUGGCGUAACCAGUGCACCGAUGACUGGCCUACCAUAUGUAGGGCAGACAACGGAUUACAACGAUUACAUCAAUGGUGGCCUCGGAAGCACCACCGCACACGCUGCAAAUACGCCACGUCCUCGCAAGAAGGUCCGCACCAGGUUCCGCCAAUCCCACGUCGUCAGGAAGCCGAGGACUUGGACGCCCGUCGCACUGAAUUAUCAGUGCAGCCACUGCCAUGCAUGGUUCUCGCGCAGCGGCGUGCGCGACCGCCACAUGACAACAGGCUGCACCAAGGGCAAGCAGCAGGAGUGUCAAUGCCCUAUCUGCCUUAAAAUGUACUCGCGCACCGACUCGCGCGGGAGGCAUUGCCAUAGCCAGCACGGCAUGUCGUACCAGGAUGCAGUGGAAUGGGCCGAGGAAAGGCUGUCCGAUAGAGAUGCGAGUGUGGACGAAGGCUCACCUGCACAGCCCAAUGACUACUAG
Messenger RNA from Postia placenta MAD-698-R-SB12, 1119 nucleotides. RefSeq lists its product as hypothetical. The record is from RefSeq and is a predicted model, not a curated record. Bases 1 to 1119 code for a protein of 372 amino acids. Lineage: Eukaryota; Fungi; Basidiomycota; Agaricomycetes; Polyporales; Adustoporiaceae. The transcript is spliced from 3 exons.